CAACAACUAAUGACUGGACAACACACACAUUCAAAGAAUUUUAUGCAAAAUAUCCGUUCUAUAAAUAGUGCAUUGGCGUUUGCAUCAAUGGGAGCAAACAUUGCACCACCUCCAGGAUAUGGCCCAUACUGUUUUAGAAUAAAUGGCCAAAUUUAUCACCGAUCUGGUGCUUUGCAUCCAGAAAAUGAUGAUCAACGCAAAUUUGCACAACUCUACAUUUUGAGUCCUGAGGAAGCUGCGGACCAACGAGCAGCACUAAAAGAAAAUUCAGGAUGUCACAUUGAACUUUUGAGGGAGUUAAGUUCAUAUAUGUCUCAGUAUAACCCUUUUGCAAAAGCAUGUAAAAUGCUCUAUGAGGUAGAGCAAGAAUGCAUCCAUGAAGCAUCUUUAAAUGGAGUUCAAAAUUCUAAAGUUUCAAUGGUAAUUCUGCAGGACAGAACAUCAGAUUACCGAAGAUAUAACGUACAAAGAGUUAAUGAGGUUGCUGUUAUUUUCCAAAAUUCUGAUGGUGAACCUCCUCUUGAACGUGACCUUCUUAUUCAUUACCGAUCUACAGAUCAAACAAAAAAAACUGAAAGAAUAAGUGUUUUAGAUCCUAAUCUUGAACCAUUGCUCUAUCCUUUGUUGUUUCCAUAUGGGGACCAAAGUUGGGGUUCCAAUAUUGCUCUUAACUUCAGGCCAACAUCAAUUAGUGAUGUACAAAGAAGAGUAACCACCAAUCCAAGGAUAAGAGUUAGCCAAAUGAAAUACUACUCUUACAGAAUUUCAAUUAGGGAUCAAUUCAAUCCUUUCCUUAGUGCUGGCAAGUUGACGCAGCAGUACUUUGUUGAUGCUUAUGUCAAGACUGAGGCCAACAGACUCAACUAUAUACGUCAAAAUCAAUCUAAUCUUCGCAUUGAAAAAUAUACAGGAUUAAUGGAUUACAUUCAAAGUGAGGCUGCUGCACAGGGCCUGAUGCCUGGAAAAGCAGUUAUUUUGCCAUCAUCUUUUCAGGGAAGUCCACGAAAUAUGGCCCAAAACUACCAUGAUGCUAUGGCCAUUGUUAGAAAAUAUGGAAAACCGGAUUACUUCAUCACCAUGACCUGCAACCCUAAAUGGCCUGAGAUACUUGAUAACCUAUUAGAAGGUCAAGCAGUGGAGUUCAGACCAGAUUUGGUAGCAAGAGUUUUCAAUCUCAAAUUAAAUUCUCUUUUGAAUGAUAUCUUGAACAAACAUGUUCUUGGAAGUCCUUGCGCAAAAGUGCAUGUAAUAGAGUUUCAAAAAAGAGGAUUACCACAUGCUCAUAUCCUUUUAAUAUUGAAAGCAGAAGACAAGCCAAAUGAUGCUGAAACCAUUGACACUUUUAUAUCAGCUGAAAUUCCUGAUGAACAUAUUUAUCCAAGACUACAUGCUAUUGUAAUAAAGCAUAUGAUACACGGUCCAUGUGGAGAACAUAAUUUAAAUUCUCCAUGCAUGGUUGAUGGUAAUUACAGCAAGAAUUUUCCGAAAAUUUUUCAAGAAGAAACUUUAAUUAAUGUUGAUGGAUAUCCGCGAUAUCGGAGACAAAAAAAUGAGACCACUGUAAUUGUCAAAGGAAAAAAAAUUGACAACUCAUGGGUAGUUCCAUAUAGCCCAUACUUCUGCUUGAAAUACAACUGCCAUAUAAAUGUAGAGAGUUGUGUUUCUGUUAAAAGUGUUAAAUAUCUCUUCAAAUAUGUAUAUAAAGGUUACGAUUGUGCAAAUAUUUCCAUUAAGGAACAUAAUACACUACAGCAUGAUGAAAUUCAAAAAUUUUUGGACACAAGAUAUGUCAGUGCUCCUGAAGCUGUUUGGAGGUUGUAUGGUUUUUUGAUGCACCAUCAAACACAUACAAUAAUAAGACUUCAAGUUCAUCUUCCAGGCGAACAAGAUGUAUAUUUCCAUAAUGAAAACGUACAAUUAGCUGCAGAAAAGGCACAAGACAGGGAUACCACUUUGACAGCAUACUUUAAGUUGAAUGUGGAUAAUAAUGCGGCACGUGAAUUUUUUUACUCUGACAUUCCUCAACAUUUUGUAUUUGAUGUAAAAACCCGUAAGUGGAAUCCAAGACAAAGAGGAGCAAAUACAACAAUUGGCAGAUUGUAUAAUGUAAAUAUUUCAUCAGAUUUGGAGAGAUUUUGUUUGAGGUUACUGCUCUUGCACUUAAAAGGAGCAAUAUCCUUUAAGGACUUACGAACUGUUAAUGGACAAGUUUGUCACACAUUCAAAGAAGCUGCCCAAAAGCUUUUACUUUUAGAUGACGACGCUACAUGGGAUCUUACACUUAACGAAUCAGCAUCUCAACAAAUGCCUAAACAAAUGAGGGAACUGUUUGCUUAUUUGUGUAUCUUUGUUGUCCCACCUAAUGUCCCACAACUCUUUGAAAAAUACAAACAUCAUCUUUAUGAAGAUUAUUCACGUCAUGAAGACCACAUUGAUGAUUGCAAAAGUUGCAAAAAUUUGGCAUUAACAGAUAUUCAAAAUGUUCUCAUAUUGCAUGGUAAACGUUGUGAAGAUUUUGGACUACCCAAUCCAUCAAACUUCAUUCCAGAAAUGCAAUUCAACUAUGUUACACAGUUGGAAGCCCAAGUUGGAGCACAACUUCAAGAAGCAUUAAACAUCGAGCAAAAAGCUGCAUUUGACAAUGUAAUGUCUGCAAUUGAUAAUGAAAAUUUACCACACAGAUGUUUUUUUAUUGAUGGACCUGGUGGAAGUGGCAAGACUUAUUUAUAUAAAACAUUAUUGAGUACUUUACGUGGACGCACAGAUGGAGUUCUUCCUGUUGCCUCUACAGGAAUAGCAGCUAAUCUCCUUGAUGGUGGCAGAACUUACCAUUCACAGUUUAAGCUUCCAAUUCCAUUACUGGAAACAUCAACAUCAAAUAUGAGAAUGACUUCAAAAGAUGCAGAGUUCGUACGUAAUGCUAAAUUGCUUAUUUGGGAUGAGGCCUCAAUGACACCCGGUAUAGCUCUAAAAUGUGUAAAUAAGCUCCUUCAAGAAAUUAUGCAGAACAAUAAGCCAUUUGGUGGAAAAGUUAUACUCCUUGGUGGAGACUUCAGACAAACACUCCCAGUUCUUCCUCAUUGCAAUAGAACUGCUAUUGUGGAAGCUACUAUAAAGUUCUAUGAUCACUGGGAUAAAUUCAAAAUUUUAAAAUUGAAGAAUAAUGUGCGUUCAGUGGAUCCAGAAUUUAGCAAUUGGCUACUAAAAUUAGGACAGGGUUCAUUAAAUAAUUCAGAGGGCCUUCCUGAGGAUUUAGUUGAGAUCCCUUCCAAAUUAAUAUGCCAUGAUUGUAUCAUAUCUGAAAUUUUUGGAAAAAAGACUUCUUCCAUCUGA
Bombina bombina (fire-bellied toad) is the source of this 3333-nucleotide messenger RNA. RefSeq lists its product as uncharacterized. Gene Ontology annotation, biological process: telomere maintenance; DNA repair. Lineage: Eukaryota; Metazoa; Chordata; Amphibia; Anura; Bombinatoridae. Gene Ontology annotation, molecular function: DNA helicase activity. The transcript has a single exon. Bases 10 to 3333 code for a protein of 1107 amino acids. The record is from RefSeq and is a predicted model, not a curated record.